ACAAUACAAUUUCCACAAAUAUCUAACGCUUUUCUGAAACUGUAUCGAAAUCAAUUAUUUAACAAAAUAAUAAAAUUAUCAGUAAGAGGGAACCAACCUGCUUAGAGAUUUAUAUUGGAAUUAACGAGAUUGCAGAGAAUGAAAAUCAGAAAUAUAUCCUUCAAACUCCAGAUGAUAUUAAACGUAUAUCUGGAAUGAAUACAAAAUGUUUUGUUAUAAUCACAUCACAGACUAUUGGUGUGGAGGAUGUUUGGAUCUCUAGAUAUAAACCUAAACUUAUAUUUAUCAUUCAUCAAGGAGAUAUUAUCAAUACAAUUACAGGAAAAUCAAGACCAUACCUGGAAAUUCGGAAGAACUCUCCAUAUGUAAAAUAUAGGAAUAUACAUGGUGAGAUUUUUGAUGGUGUUUGGUCUAAACAUCGCUCAGACUUGUUAUUCAAAGGAGUAGCAGAUAGCUCCGCUGUAGACUCCUUUCAGAACAAGAAAAUUAGAAUCAAACAUAACAACUAUAUGCCAAGAUUCUUUAUGCUAACUGAAACUAGGUGCAAUGAAGAUACUUUUGAAGGAUUGUAUAUGCAGCUAUUCCUGGAUAAACUGAACCUGACUGCUGAGUUUAUAUUUGCAUUCACAAAUUGGGGAAGGUUAAAUGUGGAAACAGGUUUAUGGGAUGGCGUGGUGGGAGGGGUUGUUUAUGAUGAAGCAGAUGUUGGAAUAACAUAUAUGUCCUACAAUGCACAAAGAAUGCAGUACGUCUCCUACACUACGCCAGUGGGAGAAUUUAAACCCGUUUGGUUCUCUAAGUAUCCUGGACGAUCUUCUCCUGCUUGGAAUAUUAUUGAAGUGUUUGAUUAUUAUGGUUGGCUCGCAAUCUUAGUAAGUACUAUUGCUGCAAUCCUUGUUUUUCUAAUGGUUGUCCAGGCAGCUCCGAUUCUUGGGUUUAAACAGCCUGAUAAUAUUAUUGUAUCUUUGAUGCCCAUAUCUCUUAUAAAUGCUGAAGGAAUGCCGGAUUGGUUCUUGCUUCAAAAAGAGCAAAGAAGAGUUUGGUCUGGCAGUGUUUUAUUGAUGGUUUGGGCAAUUGGAUCUUUGUUUUUAACCAUGGCAUUUUCAAGCAAUCUCAGAGCUAUUUUACUGAAUCCAACAUACGAAGCACCUUUGGACACAUCUAAGCAGAUUGUUGAAAGGGGACCGAUUGUAAUAUUAAAAGAAUCUUCCUGGAUUUUUCCGUUCUUGAAGUCCUCUCCAUUCCCUUGGCAGGUCAAAAUACUGGACAACUUCAGAUACAGCAAUCCCAAGCUUGAACCAUGGGAUCAGUCAUUAAGAAAUGUUAUGGAGGGAACUGAAAUAAACUUUGGAACUGAGGACCUUGUUUUGCAUUUUGUAAAGAAGAAUGCUACCCUCGCUCAAUCGAACAAACCUUCAUUUUACUUUAGCAAGGAGGUUUUGAACUCCCAUUAUACGGGUUGGGUUAUUCAGAAAGCAUCUAAAUGGGAAGAGAAGUUAAACAGUCACAUUCUUCAUUGUCACCAGGCUGGUCUACAUGAGAAGAUUUUAAGGUCCCUGGGAAAAUUGAUUUAUGAUCAAUCUAUCUCUGAUACGGAGAAGAUGAGAAUGGAACACGUAGCAAUAGCUUUCUUUAUUCUUGCAGUUGGGUUGGUUCUGGCAGCUUCAGGGAGGAUUCAUUUAUCAAAAAAGAAAAAUUUUGAAAAAUUGUUAAAUUAAUUUACUUUGAAACUUUAUUAACAUAAACUGAUAAUAAUUUUUGAGAUGUUGGUUAUUUAAUUUUAUAUUAAAUAGCUAGAUAACUAGGGUUUCCAACGCAAAUGAAUUUGACUUGCGCGCGAUUGCGGGCCGUGUCAUUUCCGCGCAAUUCCGCACAGUUCCGCGCAAUACGAGAACAGUUGAGCACUAUUCCGAUUGGAAACCCUACUCAAAACUUGAUGGAAGUCUAUAAAAAACAUUAUUGAUUUAAAAAAAAAAUUGUCUUAAAUUUUUUGCUAACAGUGGGGAGAGAAUCACUAAGUCAACACAUGUAUU
Messenger RNA from Eurytemora carolleeae, 2033 nucleotides. RefSeq names its product glutamate [NMDA] receptor subunit 1. The record is from RefSeq and is a predicted model, not a curated record. NCBI's taxonomy places the organism in Eukaryota, Metazoa, Arthropoda, Copepoda, Calanoida, Temoridae. The transcript has 21 exons. Bases 195 to 1718 code for a protein of 507 amino acids. Gene Ontology annotation, cellular component: membrane. Gene Ontology annotation, molecular function: glutamate-gated receptor activity.